AUGAUAAAUAAAUUUUUUUUUCCUGUCAAGAUUUUUCUUGGAUCUAUUUGGGUGAAAUUUCUUUGUUGGUUGAUAAAAACAAUAAAAAUGAAUACUGGAGAUCCUUUACGUUAUGUUGGAAUAAAAUUCUGCCCAGAAUGUAACAAUAUGUUAUAUCCACAGGAAGAUAAAGAAAGAAGAAAAUUGCAGUUUGCCUGUAGACAUUGUGAUUUUCGUCAGGAUGAUGAUUCUAAUUGUAUUUAUGUUAACAAACUCAUUCAGGAUGUUGAUGAGUUGAGACACAUUGUUCCUGAAAUUUACCAAGAUCCGACUUUGCCAACAACUGAAGAACAUCCAUGUCCUGUAUGUGGUAACCAACAAAGUGUAUUUUUUCAUGCACAGACCAGAAAAGCUGAGGAUGAGAUGAGGUUGUACUAUGCUUGCAAAAAUCCUGAAUGCUGUCAUAGAUGGUGUGAAUAA
This is a messenger RNA of Strongyloides ratti, 459 nucleotides long. RefSeq names its product DNA-directed RNA polymerase II subunit RPB9. The coding region runs from base 1 to 459 and encodes 152 amino acids. Gene Ontology annotation, cellular component: RNA polymerase II, core complex. Gene Ontology annotation, biological process: maintenance of transcriptional fidelity during transcription elongation by RNA polymerase II; transcription-coupled nucleotide-excision repair; transcription initiation at RNA polymerase II promoter. The record is from RefSeq and is a predicted model, not a curated record. The transcript has 5 exons. Gene Ontology annotation, molecular function: DNA-directed RNA polymerase activity; zinc ion binding; nucleic acid binding. NCBI's taxonomy places the organism in Eukaryota, Metazoa, Nematoda, Chromadorea, Rhabditida, Strongyloididae.